CACAACUUUUACGACUCACAUUCAUUUUUCUUCAUCAUCAAAUUCAGUCUGACUUCUCUGUCCUUACCGCAAAUAUGUUAAAACUAGUCUUGGCCACCUUAUCAGGGUGGUGGGGAAACGGCAAUAUAGACGGAGAGGUUACAACCACCAUUCUCAUAAUCACCACUCUCCUUUCUGUAUUGUUUCUUGUAUGGAUGUUAACAUCAAAACCUUCCGACCCACCACUGCCACCCGGCCCACGACCUCUACCACUCGUCGGAAACCUAUUAUCUCUCGAACCCGAACUCCACACCUACUUUGCCGCAGUAGCUAAAACAUACGGCCCGAUUUCGAGGCUCUGGCUGGGUAAAAAGCUGGGUAUUCUCAUCACCUCUCCGGAGUUGGCCCGUGAGGUGCUGAAACAAAACGAUACAAUCUUUGCCAACCGAGAUGUUCCGGUUGCGGGGUUAGAGGCAACAUACGGUGGAAACGAUAUCCUUUGGACCCCUUAUGGCGAUCAGUGGCGGAUGUUGAGAAAGAUCUGCGUUCGUGAAAUGCUUGGUACCCAAGUUUUGGAUUCGCUUUACUCACUACGCCGGAAAGAGGUCAGGAACACCGUGAAAUACUUGUACAAUAAUGUCGGGUCGCCGGUGAACAUUGGGGAACAGAUGUUUUUGACGGUGUUGAAUGUGAUUACCGGAAUGAUGUGGGGUGGCACCGUAAAGCCUGAAGAUAGGGAGAGAGUAGGCGCAGAUUUUCGACAACUGAUAAGUGAGUUGACCGGAUACUUGGGGAUGCCUAACUUGUCGGAUUUUUAUCCUGUUUUGGCACGGUUUGAUCUGCAAGGAGUUAAAAAGAAUAUGAAAGUAUUGGCGAAGAGAUUUGAUGGGAUUUUUGAGAAAAUGAUUGAUCAAAGGAGGAAAAUGGGUGGGGAUGAAAACAAGGAUUUUUUGCGGUUUUUGUUACAACUUAAAGACCGUGGAGAUUCCAACCCACCAUUCACCAUCUCUCAUCUCAAAGCCGUGCUUAUGGAUAUGGUGGUUGGAGGGAGUGAUACAACCUCAAAUACAAUUGAGUUUGCCUUGGCCGAGAUGAUGAGCCACCCCGAAAUCCUCAGGAAAGCCCAAAAAGAAUUAGAGACUGUCGUCGGAAAAGACAACAUAGUUGAAGAAUCCCACAUUAGCAAUCUACCCUACCUAUAUGCUAUCAUGAAAGAAACUCUUCGAUUUCAUGCUAUACUUCCCCUCUUGGUCCCUCAUUGUCCGAGUGAGUCAUGUGUGAUUGGCGGCUACACGGUCCCCAAAGGCGCUCGGGUGUUUGUGAAUGUGUGGGCAAUACAUAGAGACCCUACCAUUUGGGAUAACCCAUUGGAAUUUCAACCUGAAAGGUUCUUGGAUUGGAAGUGGGAUCAUACUGGUAACGACUUAAGUUAUAUCCCGUUUGGGUCUGGGCGAAGGAUUUGUGUAGGGAUUGCUAUGGCAGAGCGGAUGUUUAUGUUUUUAGUUGGAUCCAUUAUUCAUUCAUUUGAUUGGAAAUUGGGCGAAGGAGAAAAACAUGAUCUGUCUGAAAAGUUUGGCAUUGUGAUGAAAAAGAAGGUAGCUCUCAUUGCAAUCCCGACACCAAGAUUUUCAAAUCCCACACUAUACGAGUGAUGAUUUUAAUGGUGAUGUAUUAUAUUUAAUCCCAACCACAAAUAGUGUGGGAAUUGAACUUCCAAAAUUUCCUUACUUGUACCGCCACUAUAAACUUAAUAAAACGUGACAAACCCCACACAUAUUAUUUUGAUUGCCACAGUUAUUAUUUUUAUCAUAGUUAUAUGGCUAAGUUUUCUGG
Messenger RNA from Helianthus annuus (common sunflower), 1812 nucleotides. Its product is annotated as labd-13Z-ene-9,15,16-triol synthase, chloroplastic. Gene Ontology annotation, molecular function: oxidoreductase activity, acting on paired donors, with incorporation or reduction of molecular oxygen; heme binding; iron ion binding. The record is from RefSeq and is a predicted model, not a curated record. Bases 75 to 1631 code for a protein of 518 amino acids. NCBI's taxonomy places the organism in Eukaryota, Viridiplantae, Streptophyta, Magnoliopsida, Asterales, Asteraceae. The transcript has 2 exons.